UGAUCUGGGCCUUUUGGUAUAAAUGCUGGGCACUGUUCGUCUUCAGGAUGCAGAUUCCAACUGACCCAAUCUCGUCUCCACAAUCCGUGGCAAAUUUUUCAUAAUGCGUACUUUAAUUAUUGUCUUUGCCGUGAUUGGCUGCUCAUUCGCACAGUUUGGAGGCUAUCGUGGUGCCUAUCAACAGAAUCAACAACAAUAUUAUACGACACCUCAACCACAAUUUCAACCCCAAUAUCAACAACCACAAUACAAUGCUGGACGACAAAUAGGAAUUCGUAGCCAAUCGCACGAUAGUUCACCUGACGGUUCAUACGCAUGGCAAUAUGAAACAGAAAAUGGUAUUUCUGCAUCUGAAACUGGUUCCCCGAAAGCAGGUGGACCAGAAGGUCAAUCAGAGGUGGUUCAAGGAAGAUAUUCGUACACAGCUCCCGAUGGAACACCAAUAACAGUUGAAUAUAUUGCCGAUGAAAAUGGUUUUCGAGCAAGUGGAGCACAUUUGCCAACACCACCACCAAUUCCCGAUGCAAUUCAAAGAGCAUUAGCCACACUUCCACAAACUAAUGAGGGUGCAUACGAUGAACAACAAUAUAAUCGACCACAACAACAAUACAACAGACAACAAUAUAAUAAUUAUGGAUCAAAUCCUUAUCGUAGAUACAAGUGAGAAAAGAAAAAUAUAUUUAAACAUAUAAUUUUUUUUAUAAAUUUAAAAUUGUAUGUAUAUUUAUAUUUAAAAUAUCACAAAAUAAUGAAACAUCGCAUCAUUGCAAAUAUUCUAAUUAUGUGAGUCAAUUCGUUUUAGAAAUGCUCGUGUCAUAUAAUAAGCUUUUCUAAAAUUUUACUUGACUUUGUUGUAAACUAUUGUUAUGAAAAAAAAGGAGAAAAUUUAACAAAAUUCUCUUUAUUUGAGAAAACGUUUUUUUUUUAGUAAGAAAUGUUAAAUUAUUAGAAACAAAGGUUUUUUUUUUUAUUAUUAUUUUUUCGAAUCAUCAUUUUCUAAAAAAAUGUGCUUUAAUUUUUUUUAUACUAUUAUAUAUUAUAUACAUAGAUGUAUAGUUAAUAAGUGUAUGAAAUUAUAAUAAUAAACAUCUUUUUACUUCAUAA
This is a messenger RNA of Leptopilina boulardi, 1104 nucleotides long. Its product is annotated as endocuticle structural glycoprotein SgAbd-2-like. The record is from RefSeq and is a predicted model, not a curated record. Bases 104 to 664 code for a protein of 186 amino acids. Gene Ontology annotation, cellular component: chitin-based extracellular matrix. Gene Ontology annotation, molecular function: structural constituent of chitin-based larval cuticle. NCBI's taxonomy places the organism in Eukaryota, Metazoa, Arthropoda, Insecta, Hymenoptera, Figitidae. The transcript is spliced from 4 exons.